GGCUAUGGCUUCGUCGCGUGCAUUGUGUUGUUUUGUUGCUGCUCCCCGGCUGCUCCAGCAGCGCUAUGGACAGGCUGCAUGUUGGCUUUGUUAGGGCACUGCACCAUCGCCGUCAUCUCGCUGUUUAGUCCUCUCCUCCUCGGUUACUCUUCUCUUCUUCUCUUCAAUCGCCUGUCGACUUUUCCAUCGGCUUGUAGCCAUGUCUUUUCGCGGCGAUGCCGACAAUGGUAAAACUCCAGAUAAGAUGGCAGCAUUCUCUGUGGUUAGGAAGAAGACACCAUUCCAAAAACAUAGAGAAGAGGAAGACGCUAAAAAGAAGCGAGCUGAUGAAGAAGCCGCACGGCUAUAUGAGGAAUUUGUGGAGUCGUUUAAAGCAGAUAGUGUACCUGGCGGAAAAGCGUUUGUUCGGGGCGGGACCAUUAACCCUGAUGCCAAACUACCCAGCUCUGAAUCUACGUCUCCAAGGGCGUCUUUCAAACAAGAACCUUUAUCUUCAACACCUGCAUCUUCCAAGAAGCCUGGCAGCAGAUAUGUUCCUUCGUUCAUUCCUCCUGGAUUAGCGGCGAUGGUGAAUAAAGAGAAAGAGCCUGAGAAAAGGAGGGAUGAAGAGCGUUCCAAAGACAGAGAUAGAGGGAAAUCUCGAAAUAUUGAUCAUUUUAUGGAAGAACUAAAACGUGAGCAAGAAGCUCGGGAUAAGCGGACUGCAGAGCGUGAGAAUCGCCGAAAUGACAGGAGGUCGCUGAACUCUGGAAUGCAGUCUGAUCAAAUGAUGAUGGGACCAGAUGAAUCUGGUGACUUGGAUGAUAAGCUUGGAUCUUUUGAUGAGGGCGAUCCACAGACUACCAACUUAUAUGUGGGCAAUUUGGCGCCUCAGGUUGAUGAGAACUUUCUGUUGAGAACUUUUGGGCGAUUUGGGCCUAUUGCCAGUGUAAAAAUUAUGUGGCCGAGGACAGAUGAAGAGCGCAGGCGGCAGCGAAAUUGUGGUUUUGUUGCGUUCAUGAACCGCAACGAAGCGCAAGCAGCCAAAGAUGAGAUGCAAGGGAUAAUUGUGUAUGAGUAUGAGUUGAGGAUUGGUUGGGGAAAAUCUGUGUCGCUUCCUGCGCAAGCACUUCCUGCUCCUCCGCCUGGUCAAAUGGCUGUUCGAGCUAAGGAGGGCGCCACAGCAUCGACAGUUGCCUGGUCAGGACCGGGCGGUCCGUCUAUUUCAUCUGUCUCUGGCCAGAAUGCGGAAUUGGUUGUGACACCUAACGUGCCAGAUAUCCAAGUGUUGCCACCAGAGGAUCCACAUCUUCGUCAUGUCAUAGAUACAACUGCUAUGUACGUCCUUGAUGAUGGCUGUGCGUUUGAGCAAGCUAUCAUGGAAAGGGGCCGAGGCAAACCUUUGUUCAGCUUCCUAUUCGAUCUAGCAUCAAGUGAACACACAUACUACAUAUGGCGGCUCUAUUCUUUUGCUCAGGGAGAUACGCUUCAAAGAUGGCGGACAGAGCCUUUCAUCAUGAUAACUGGGAGUGGGCGAUGGAUACCUCCACCUUUGCCAAUUCAGGAUUAUAACAAAAGCCCUAAGCGUGAGAAUAUUACGGCCACCACCUUUGCUGCCGGAAGAGGUCGAAGAAUGGACCAGGAACGAGCAUUAACUGAUAGCCAGCGCGAUGAAUUUGAGGACAUGUUGCGGGCAUUGACACUAGAAAGAAGCCAAAUUCGAGAAGCUAUGGGUUUUGCGCUUGACAAUGCAGAAGCUGCUGGAGAGGUUGUGGAGGUGUUAACUGAGUCAUUGACUUUGAAAGAGACUCCUAUUCCAAGCAAAGUGGCCCGUCUCAUGCUCGUGUCCGAUGUUCUACACAACAGCAGUGCUCCCGUGAAAAACGCAUCUGCAUAUCGUACUUUAUUUGAGUCCCGACUCCCAGACAUAAUGGAGAGUUUCAAUGAUCUCUAUCGGAACAUUACCGGACGAAUUACAGCAGAAGCUUUGAAGGAGCGGGUAUUGAAAGUUCUUCAAGUUUGGGCAGACUGGUUCUUGUUUUCAGAUUCUUUUGUUACUGGCUUGCGUGCAACAUUCUUGCGACCAGGAAACUCAGGAGUGCCCCCUUUUCACACUCUUUAUGGGGAUAACUAUCCUGUGAAAGAGAAUGAGGUCGGAGCAGAUACGAGUGACGCAAGUAGUUAUUUCCCUGAAGGAUCUGAUCUAGUUGCAGACCAAGAUGCAGCUCUUGCAAUGGGAGAGGGUGCUGCAGCUCGUGAACUCGCAAAUCUACCUCAGGCUGAACUAGAACGGCGAUGUAAACACAACGGUCUCUCAAUACGAGGGGGUAAAGAGGUCAUGGUAGCUCGUUUGCUUAGCCUAGAAGAGGCUGAGAAGCAAAAGCAUCAGGAACAAGAAGAGGAGAUUAUAGCCGCUCAAAGUUACUUGAAACCAAAUAUAUCAACAGCGAAGGAAGGCAGUGAUAUUGGAAUAAGAGUACGUGGUGAGGAGGCGAGGGGGGCAUGGACCGAGCUUGGGAGUGGAUGGCGUGAGGUUAGCCGAUUUGAGAGGCUGUUACAAAAUGCCACUGAUACUGCUGAUCACAGCAGAGGUUCAGGUUAUCAGAGCUCAGCUGCACAACCUAGGUCCGGGUACUCUGAAGGAGAAGAUGUGAGAUCGAAGGAUGUAAGCAGGCAUGCUGGAGCUGUACUCAGUGCAGGAGUGUCUUCAACAUUGACCAUCCCCAUGCCUGGCUUGAAAUUUUUUGGGGAGAAGUCGGAAAAGGCUGAACCGGUGCUUCCAGCAUCCAAGUGGACACGGGAGGAUGCAAACAGUGACAAUGAAAAUGAAGUUGACAAGGGUUUGGGCUUAGGUUACUCCACAGAUGGGAGUGAUGACUUACCCAAGGUUGAUACGAAAGGGGACAAACAGGAGUAUGCUGUUGCAGACAGCAGUAUGGACGAAGAAAGACGGCAAAAGCUGCGGAAACUGGAAGUGGCUGUAAUUGAGUACCGAGAGUCUCUGGAAGAACGAGGAAUCAAGAAUCAUGAGGAAAUCGAUAAGAGGGUUGCUCUUCAAAGGAAGAAGUUGGAAGCAGAAUGUGGCCUUGUGGACGCUAGUGCCCUACCUGGUCGGGAUAGAGAUACUAAAGGACCCGAUUCAGGGUUGGAUCGUGGCAAUUCUGGGGCAUCAGAAAAAACAUCAGGAGAUAGGAAGGAGAAGCGAGAUGAAAGACGAGACGAUAGAAAAGAUUCGAGAGACUCUAGAUCCUCUAGGAAACGAACAAGGACUCGCAGCCGCAGCCGCAGCCGAAGUUUGCCAAGGGUUAAAGAAAGAGUGUCCCGAGAUCGAGAGCGCGAUCGGGAGCGAGAGCGGGAUAGUGACAGUGACAGAGGGCGAGAUAGAGAAGACCGAGAGAGAGAUAGAUACAGCAGUAAAGAUAAAGAAGAUAGAGAUAGAAGGAAGGACAGAGACCGUGACAGAAGUGGUAGGGAAAGAGAUCGAGUGGACAGAGAGAGAGAUAAGCGAGGACGUCACACUUAGAUUUUGAGUGCAUUGGAAAAACUGUUACCCCACCUAUCAGUAGUGGGAAACACAGCUUCUCUCAUGCAUGCUGUAAAGUCCUGAUGAUCUAGUUCAGAAUUGUAGAAUUUGUGGAAGAUGGCAUUGUUAUACAGAAUCUACUUUCAGGUCCAGCAGUGUCUGGUUUUGACACUUCUGUGUUCUAGUAAUUGUCUUGAACAUCAGAAUUGGUGCUUAAGUUGCAGUUAUAUUUUGUACGUAA
Messenger RNA from Physcomitrium patens, 3743 nucleotides. RefSeq names its product protein RRC1. The record is from RefSeq and is a predicted model, not a curated record. Gene Ontology annotation, biological process: RNA processing. Lineage: Eukaryota; Viridiplantae; Streptophyta; Bryopsida; Funariales; Funariaceae. Gene Ontology annotation, cellular component: nucleus. Gene Ontology annotation, molecular function: RNA binding.